This is a messenger RNA of Cucurbita moschata (crookneck pumpkin), 2202 nucleotides long. RefSeq names its product protein trichome birefringence. Gene Ontology annotation, molecular function: O-acetyltransferase activity. The record is from RefSeq and is a predicted model, not a curated record. The transcript has 5 exons. The coding region runs from base 202 to 1983 and encodes 593 amino acids. Gene Ontology annotation, cellular component: Golgi apparatus. NCBI's taxonomy places the organism in Eukaryota, Viridiplantae, Streptophyta, Magnoliopsida, Cucurbitales, Cucurbitaceae.
AUUUGGUGAAUUUGACGAGUUUCCUCUUUCAAAUCCGUUUGAAACAAUCGUCUUCCUCCCAAUUGAUCGACUCGAGGACUGUGAUUUUCAGUCACGGAUUUCACUUCUCUCUCUAAAACUCACCACUGUUUCUCUCUCUAAAAAACUUGUUCGUCGGAGUUGCAGAAAAACUGGGUGGUUCUGUUUCUUCGAUCUGCCGCCAUGGCUGAAGUGACGAAGUACCAGCUCAUCAAUGGCGGAAAUCUGGUAUCAGACGUGAAGAGUCUCUUCUCCAUUCUUAAAACCAGGAGAACUAUGGCUUUUGCUUAUGGAUUCAUGUUGGCCUUCGUUGUUUUCACGGCCUUUUUGGCUUUUAACUCUUCUUCUACUUCUUCCUAUUUGCCUUCCUUCUCUAAUAUUUUCAGUGGGAGGAACUUUGUGGGGUCUAAUUCCUCUAAUCGAGGUUCUGGAUUUCUUUCUUACCUUUUUCCUAACGGUUCAGUCCAGCAGAGUAAUCCGGCGAUCCCUCCUAUGGCGCCGGAGGGUGAUUUGCCUAGAUCUAGUAAUGUGACGGCUCCGCCUCGGCCGUCGACUGUUGAGAAAGAGCCGCCGCGUGUGAAGAACCGUACGGAAGAAUCGGUACUGGUAAACAGUCCACCGCCUGGGAAUCAGACGCUGGAUUCUGCAGUUUCGCCUCCGCCUCGAACUCAACAGCCGAGGGGAACAGUGAAGAAUGACACUCAAUCUACACCGGUUCCUGAUGUUACGAACUCGAAUCGAACUGAAUCGCCAAAAUCCCCUCCGGUGGUGGAUGAUCAGGUUAAUGGUUCGGUGCUGAAAUCGAAUCCAUUGAAGAACGGAAGUUCUAGUGCGGUGGAGAAGAAUGUACCGACGAAUUCAGAUUCAGAUUCUGGUGAAUCUGUGAACCAGAAUGAUUGGUUCGAGUCUUUGAAGAAUUGUGAUUUUUUCGAUGGAGAAUGGGUGCCAGAUGAUUCUUAUCCACUUUAUAAACCUGGUUCUUGUUUGCUGAUUGAUGAACAAUUCAAUUGCUAUUUGAAUGCCAGGCCUGAUAAGAAUUAUCAGAAACUUAGAUGGAAGCCCAAGAAGUGCGAUCUCCCAAGGUUGGAUGGAGGUAGAAUGUUGGAUAUGUUGAAAGGGAAGAGAUUAGUUUUCGUGGGCGAUUCGCUGAAUCGAAACAUGUGGGAAUCGCUUGUUUGUAUAUUAAGAAACUCUGUUAAAGAUCAAACUAAGGUGUUUGAAGCCAAUGGAAGGCAGGUUUUCAGAGGGGAAGCAGCCUACUCUUUCAUAUUUAAGGAUUAUAACUUCACUGUAGAGUUCUUUGUGUCUCCCUUCUUAGUCCGAGAAUGGGAGACACCGGACAAGAACGGUAAAAAGAAGGAAACGUUGCGUCUCGAUUUGGUCGGGAAGUCGUCCGAUCAGUACAAAGAAGCUGAUAUAAUUGUCUUCAACACUGGUCACUGGUGGACUCAUGACAAAACUGCAAAAGGGAAGGAUUAUUACCAAGAAGGGAGCCAUGUUUAUGAAGAUUUGAAUGUUCUUGAGGCAUUUCGAAAGGCUAUGACGACGUGGGCGAGAUGGGUUGAUAAGAACAUAAAUCCAAUGAAGUCCAUUGUGUUCUUCAGGGGCUACUCAGCAACCCAUUUCAGCGGAGGCCAGUGGAACUCCGGUGGACAAUGCAACAGUGCGAUUGAGCCGAUCAAGAACGAGACAUAUCUGCGACGGUAUCCGAAGAAGAUGGUUGUUCUGGAGAAGGUAUUGAGAGGGAUGAAAACUCAUGUCACAUAUCUAAACAUUACGAAGAUGACGGAUUUUCGGAAGGACGGGCACCCGUCGAUCUACCGGAAGCAAAAGCUAACGGAAGAAGAGAGGAGAUCGCCAUUGAGAUUCCAGGACUGCAGCCAUUGGUGUCUUCCUGGUGUUCCUGAUACAUGGAAUGAGAUUCUAUAUGCAGAACUGUUAUUGAAACAGCAAAGAAGAACAUAAAGAGGCACAAAGAAAAGAAAGUAAGUACAUAUGUUUAUUGGGUUAAGUUCAUAUCAUAUCAAAGAUUUAAAAGAUUAGCGUUUCUUUUUUUUCUGAAUUUUUUUUGGAAUCAUAUAGAAAAGGAUCAAACAACAAAGAGUUGAUAUGAAUUCUUUUGGUUCUACAAUAAUCAAUGAGAGUAGGAUGAUAUAGAAACGAAGUUUGUGUUCUUGAGGAUCA